Messenger RNA from Solea senegalensis (Senegalese sole), 3593 nucleotides. Its product is annotated as protein shisa-6-like. The coding region runs from base 1 to 1314 and encodes 437 amino acids. The transcript has 7 exons. The record is from RefSeq and is a predicted model, not a curated record. Gene Ontology annotation, biological process: regulation of AMPA receptor activity; regulation of short-term neuronal synaptic plasticity. Gene Ontology annotation, cellular component: postsynaptic membrane; AMPA glutamate receptor complex; dendritic spine membrane. Lineage: Eukaryota; Metazoa; Chordata; Actinopteri; Pleuronectiformes; Soleidae.
AUGAUGGAUGAUAAAGUGCGGCACGGAGAAAAACAUUGGCCCGUCCGCUCCCAGAGUCACCAUGGUACCCAUCAGCACAACUAUAACCAUGUGGCUCUAGGUAGCCCCACACGCACACCUAAGAAUGCUCACCGAUCAUUGAGACGUGAAAACAAUCGGAUAAGCGGCAUCCUGACAUCACAGACGGAGCCCUACGACCUGUCUUUCUCGCGCUCCUUCCAGAGCCUGUCGCACCUGCCGCCCUCCUACGAGGCGGCCGUCACGGCCGACCUCAGCCGAUUCUCAUCCCUGAAGAAACUCACGGAUAAAGAUGUCGACGAGUACUACACGCGCAAGCGCCACCUGCCCGACCUUGCGGCGAGAGGAACACUUCCCUUGCACGUACUCAAAAUUACUCAAGACCAGCACCGGGAACAGCAGCAGCUCCAGAGCCAGCCCCCGCAGGCCCCUCCCCCAUCGCAAUCUUCACAACAGCAGUCUCAGCAGAGGCAGAGGCCCCGCCGCGUCCAGCGGGCCAUGUCCCAGGACCGUGUCCUGUCUCCGCAGACAGCCCCGCAACAGGAUUACAGCAUGUCGUCGAAUGGUAUGUCCCCAUACGGAGGCAGGAUCCUCUCUGACGAACAGCUCCUGUCAGCGGAGCGUCUGCGAUCACAGGAGCGGCUCCUCCCACAGGACCGCCACACCUCCCAAGACCGCUUAUACACAAAGGACCGCAUGUACUCAAAGGACCGCCUCCUGUCCCAGGAUCACCUCUACCCUAAAGACCGCCAUUACUCUCAAGAUCGCCUCUACACCCAAGAUCGCCUGUACUCACAAGAUCGCCUCUUUUCCCAGGAUCCCUUGCUCUCCCCUGACAAGUUUAUGAUGUCUCUGAAGCGCGGCAUGGUCGGGAGUAUGUCUGGAGGGUUUCGGGGAAGUGACAAGUCCAUGUCACGUGCCAUCUCGCACACAGAUGUGUUCAUACCCACCACGCCUGUCAUGGAUCGGUACAAGAUGACCAAAAUGCACUCCCAUCCCAGUGCCUCUAACAAUGGUGGUGGUGGCGGCGGCGUUGUGGGUGGUGGUGGAGGUGGCGGUGGUGGGGCACAGGGAGUGGGUGGUGCCGCCCACUCCAACACUUUAGCUAUGAACCACACAACAAAUAAGAGGCAGGCGUUUGCCUCCAGACGGACUCACACUGUGGAACAGCUCCACUACAUCCCACAGCACCACCAGCAGCAGCAACAGCAGCAGCAACAGCAGCAGCAACAGCAGCAGCCACAGCAGCAGCCACAGCACUAUCGCACAGGCAGCAAGACAGAGGUGACUGUGUAACGGCAGCCAGACUGAACGCUGCCACACCGGGCAGGAAGUACUGCUGUGCUGUGUCCAUGGAAGGUAACAUGGAUUACACUGGUGUGCAUUCUCAUAGUGGAGUGGGUACAGUGGUGGUUCCACUUUCCUUUGACUGAAGUUCCUGCAACGUCAGAGGUUCCAGGAUCAAGAACAUCUACUAGCUGACUGUGAGAGACCGGAAAAACAAUCGUCACUGUACACUGCAUACACCUGCCCAGCUAGAAACUCAAGAUAGAGAAGGGUGUGAAUAAUAAUAUAGGGCUGUCACUUUUUCCUGAGCUAAUAUUCCAUGAUACGGUAUUCCAUUACCAUUUUGUCACAUGAGGUUCAUCAUUUAUUUGAUGCCUUCUCUGCUACUAACAGCUGAGCUAACACUUGAGUCUGCAGUUAAUUUGCUGUUUCCACGCUUAAAAUAAGAAAACAUCACAGCCUUUUUUUUCCUGAGGUCCAAAAAAAAAGGCGUUUAAAAGUGGAUCUCACGGUAUUUACACGACACGUUCUGGUGUGCUUCUAGGCUGUAUAUUUUCAACUCUUUUUAGGUUUGAUUUUCAAUUUUUGCUUCAAAGUUUGAACCAACAUUAUGUGACACACUAUUCCUUCAUAGGUGCUCUUUCUAGUGGCCACGCAAACUACUACACUGCCUCACUCAGGUAGAGCUAACAGCUAAGCUAAGAGAUGAGUCUGCAGAUUCUUUUUUUAGGCUUCUGUGUCGGAUGGUUUAGCUUACGUCCUCCAUUUUCACGCUAAGUCACUGUCUUAUUUUUUCUGAUGAGACGGUCUGGUGUGCUGCUAGGCUGUAUAUUUUAAAAUUAUUUGGAUUCUUAACGUUUGAACUUUCCCUCCCAAGUUUGAACGAAUACACACAUUUUGGACAAAAAGUGACAGCCCUGAUGUUGAUGGGGAGGACUGCGAUUAUCCAGCUAACUUGCCUACAAUAAACCUUCUUCCAGUGUGAUUUUAACAUUUCUGAUUCAUAAAUUGUCUUUUCCCAUCUUUUUGCUUCAAGAUCCUUCAUAUUAAUUGCUAGUCACCACAUUGACCGAUUUACUUAAUAAUAGUCACACCUGUUGUGUUUGCGGUCAAAAAUGUCCACCAUAGGAAAUGAAUGGGGCAAAACUGUUUUCAUGUGCAUUAAACAAAGGAACACAGUCCUUUAUAAACACCCUCUUACAGACCUACAAGCUUUCUUUGUCUUUUGCUCUUUGACUAUUAGUUGGUACACUACAUUGUUCAUGGUUUUAAAACACAAUGUAGUGAUGAUUUAUUUCAAUUUUUGUGUCAUCAAACUACACAGAUCACAGUAGACUGUAAAACAGUGAAACAAGGAACACUGGAGAAAGGUUUAAUCCACCCUCCAGAUGACACUUAUUAUCCACAGAUUAGAGCCUCAUUCUGUGUGUUGUUUUCUUUAUUAUGAAAACAGAAAAAAAAACGUGAGAUUCCCCCACCUGUUUUUGUCCAACAACUCGUUUUUUCAGGCAAAUCUCAAAGGGCUUUGAAUGGUUAAAACAGUAGGAUGGGCCUGUAAUAACUUUAUAAAUAUAUAAAUAAAUGAAUCUAACGACAGCCGACCAUUUGCUACACCCUGUCCUGCUCAUAGCUGUAGAGAAUCUUCAUGAGAGAGAGCGAUACAUGGAUGUUGUCGGCACUUGUGUUUGGUGCCUCUGACAGAUUUUUCCAUUUCUAACGACGUUUUGUGGGUUACAAAGCACAAUCAAUAAAAAAAAAAUAUAUAUAUAUAUAUAUAUGUAUAUGUAUAUUCUGUUCUGUUCAGUUUGAAUAGUGACGACAAGCUUGUUUAGUUCCUAAAGCAAUGGUGGGUUAUUUUUUGCUUCCAGUAGACGAUUGUAAAUAAGCUAUUUUAGAAGCAGUUAGUCUGGACAAGUCCGUACUGGAUGGACUUUGUAUUAGACCUGUCUGUUUUCAAUAGAUUCUUUUAAAAAGAUAUUUAAGAAAAAAAACACAUCUAUAAAAUCAUCACUGUUUCGUGAGUUCAGCAUAGAAAAAUCCACUUAACCAAGUAUUUGACAGGAUCAAUUAAUACUAUUAUUGUGUGUCUUUGCAAAAAAAACAACAAAAAAAAACUGUUUGUAGAAGGAAAAAUGUGAAUGAAUGUGUUGUUGAAAACAGAAAAAUAUACCGCUGUUCAUAUUUGGAUGUAGACUGUGUUCCAUUGACGAGUCCAAGAUCAUGGAGAUGGAAAUUAUACUUCUUGUCAAACUAGGGUCAAAUAAAAACAUCCAUAUUUUUCUAAAACA